CGCUGCCUGCACCGGAUCCAUCAGGCGCUGCAGCACUACCGGGACCUGCUGGGCUCCGACAUCUUCCGCGAGCAGCCCCAGCCGCAGCUGGAGACCACCAUGGAGGAGCUGCUGCAGCACGUCCAGGAGGGGCGCGGUCGCCCUCCCCGGCCCCCCAUGGUCGCCACCGAGGUUUGGGCGCAGCAGUUGCAGCGGCACCUGGCCCUGAAGCGGCUCCGCUCCUUCGCCGCCGUCAUGAGCAGAGUGUUCAACCACAGCGCCCGCUGAGCACGGGGGGACCGGGGGGACCGGAUCCGGACCGGAGAGGCUUCGGACCGGACAGGCUGGGGAC
This is a messenger RNA of Malurus melanocephalus (red-backed fairy wren), 331 nucleotides long. RefSeq names its product interleukin 23 subunit alpha (gene IL23A). Lineage: Eukaryota; Metazoa; Chordata; Aves; Passeriformes; Maluridae. Gene Ontology annotation, biological process: immune response; positive regulation of T-helper 17 cell lineage commitment; positive regulation of T cell proliferation. The record is from RefSeq and is a predicted model, not a curated record. Gene Ontology annotation, molecular function: cytokine activity. The annotation marks the transcript as partial. The transcript has 2 exons. Gene Ontology annotation, cellular component: extracellular region; interleukin-23 complex.